Messenger RNA from Astyanax mexicanus (Mexican tetra), 1745 nucleotides. Its product is annotated as CD20-like domain-containing protein. The record is from RefSeq and is a predicted model, not a curated record. Bases 942 to 1607 code for a protein of 221 amino acids. NCBI's taxonomy places the organism in Eukaryota, Metazoa, Chordata, Actinopteri, Characiformes, Acestrorhamphidae. The transcript is spliced from 10 exons. Gene Ontology annotation, cellular component: membrane.
ACUUAGCUAAACUAAGCUCGGUUAGCUUAUCUGGCGACGUCAAGAACUCCAGAUGUUCUCUCUCGUCCGCGGCUUGUGGACAAAACGGACCUUUAGGAAGGAUAUUUGGGACGUUUUUUUAAACAGAAAAUUCCUGUAUAAAAUAUGUUCUGGGACUCUGCAGUAUAAAACAGACUGCAGCAGAAACCUGACUGUCGAGCCGCUGUCUGUGGGCUUAGCGUUGGGUCGACCUCCACACAGAGCUGAGAAUUCCACAGACAGCUGCAUCAGACUCUGCUGGUCUUGACAACAACGACUGGGUUCAGCCACCUCACCCCCCAAGACUGAGACAAGACUACGUCCAUAAUGAGGUCAAGAACGAGACGACUCAUUUAUGAUCUCAAGACAGAUAUUUUAAGAUGGAGAGAGGACCUGAGAACUACAACACAAUUAUUACUCUUUAUUUCAGUUGACUGGGCUGGACAGGACAGGACAGGCAUCUGUCUACAUAUCCUGUAGGAUUUUAAAUCCUAGUCCUGGACUGAACAGCAUUUUGAAUAGAGAUUUUGCAGCUUACUUCAAGACCGUAUAGCUGUGCAUUGUCAGUAGCCCAUUUCCUGCAGACUGCCAGACUAGCCCCAAAAAUCCUUUACAUAAUUGAUAACUAGGUUAUAAAUACACCAGCACACAAGGGCUCCUCCAUCAUGUGAAGUGCUGCAUGGGUGUCCUGUCGAGUGAGAGAGGCAGAGAGAGAGAGAGAGAGGGGAGAGAGAGCAGCUGCCUGAGUUAGUUCUUCCUUCCCGUCCAAUCGCCUCCCAUGAUUACAUCAACAGUGCUGCAUCGUGCUCGCGCCUGGGCUGCAGCGACCCCUCCUCUAUUUUUGCACGCGGAUAGCUCUCUCUGCACAACUGCACUUCACACAGCAAGUGUUUUCGCACACAGUCCUGUCUGAAACACUCGCGAUGUCGCUGUACCCGUCUCAGAUGAAAGCUUUCAAAAGCGCCGAGCCCAAAACCCUCGGGGCAGUGGAAAUGAUAAUUGGCACGCUGACAGUCAUUCUGAGCACUAUCGUCUAUAAACUGCACUACCAUAUCCAGCGGGAGAUCAUCAUCCUCAUCAUAAAUGGUGCUCAGCUCCUUAUUACUGGAAUUGUGUUGGUGCAUGCUGGCAGGAAACCUACUAAAUGCCUGGUGGGUACAAACAUUGUUUUGCAGCUCCUGACCGCAGCGUUUGAUAUUGUUGGAUUUGGUCUCAUGGCCAGGCAUAUUCCUUUCCGUGGGGAGUCUUAUUAUUACAGAGACACUGAGUGGUGUUGUGACCCACUCCAUUCAGUUUGGGCUUGCUGUGGAGAAGGAGAGAGAGGGGGCCACAAAGAGUUUUUGGUGAAUGGGAUUUUGUGCACUCUGAUUGGUUGCUUGGUGCUGGCAUGUAUUAUUGGUCUGGUCGUGGCACUUUUUGGUGUGUACGCCCUGUCUGUCAGUGCUAUUAAGGACAUGACACCAAUUCCGAACGCCACAGGAAAUCCACAGUUCAGUGCUGGAGGACACACCAGGUGCUGUCCGUGGUUGGCUCCUUGGAUUCUGGAACGUUACAGCGGGAGAUUGCUGACAGGUCAGGAAUUUCUCUGAGUCACAUACGUCUGCGACGUCGAUUUCCUCGCUGUAUCAAAUUUCCUACAGCGAGCAACCAAUGAAUAGGAAGAAUAGAAUAAAAGCAUCUUAAUUGAAUGCACUUUAUUCAAUAAAACUUAAACUUCCACAUCAGAA